AUGAUCAAAUCAAUUUUCUUUUUCACUUUUCUUACCAUAAUUCUCACUACCAAAACCACGACUCAACGGCUACCCGGCCUACGUCCAUUACCAAUUCCUCCAAUCACUCCUCGUCCACUAUGCAAAUCCCAAAUUAAUUUAGCCAACCAUGCAUGUGGAUUGCUCCCGUAUACUCCACUUCUCCCUGCGUCUUCCUAUCCUCCACCACCUCCCCCAAACGACCCGCCUCGUGAUGAAUACGAAGAUAAUGAUAGGCGUCGUCGUCAUCAUCAUCAUCAUGAUCGGCAUAGGCAUAGACAUAGGCACCACCACCAUGAAACCCCUACGGAACAGGAAUGUUGUAGAUGGCUCAAGGAAUUGGAUAGUGAAUGCGUGUGUAGUCUUUUAGUUCAUUUGGCUCCCUUUAUGAUUAGACCAUUACACGAGUAUACUAUUACAGUCGAGAAUGUUUGCAAUGUUACUUAUUAUUGCCCAAGCGUAUUCUUGUCGUGA
Messenger RNA from Impatiens glandulifera, 492 nucleotides. RefSeq lists its product as uncharacterized. The transcript has a single exon. The record is from RefSeq and is a predicted model, not a curated record. The coding region runs from base 1 to 492 and encodes 163 amino acids. Lineage: Eukaryota; Viridiplantae; Streptophyta; Magnoliopsida; Ericales; Balsaminaceae.